AUGCGCUUCACUUUUUUAACGAGUGUUGCUAGCGUCUUUGCGGCUGAACAGUUGAUAAUUGCGAACCCGCCCGCUCUGGAACGUUACAUAUUGAAUGAGGGCCGGCGAUCUAUUCUGGGGAUUUUAGAAAACCUAGGCGUUAAAGGCAACAAGGCACCGGGUGCGGCGGCUGGUUUAUUUAUUGCCAGUCCUAACACAGUGAACCCAGACUACUUUUAUUCAUGGACUCGUGAUUCGGCCCUUACCAUUAAAUGCUUAAUUGACCUGUUCGUCAACGGUGGUGGGCACUAUGGAACCAAUCAGAACGGAUUGGAAAUCGAUAUUCGGAAUUAUGUCUCUGCACAGGCAGUGUUGCAGAAUGUAUCCAAUCCAUCGGGGACUCUAGAAGACGGCACCGGACUUGGUGAACCGAAGUUUGAGAUUAACUUGAACCCAUUCUCCGGUUCCUGGGGCCGGCCUCAGCGUGAUGGGCCCGCCCUUCGGGCGACCGCUAUGGUCACAUACGCAGACUGGUUGGUUUCCCAAGGUCAGGUAGCUGAAGCCGCGGAAAUCAUGUGGCCCAUAAUUGCGAAUGAUUUAGCAUAUGUGAGUCAGUACUGGAACGACACAGGUUUCGACCUCUGGGAAGAGAUAGAUGGAUCAUCCUUUUUCACCUUGGCUGUCCAGCAUCGUGCACUCGUCCAGGGAUCAAGUCUUGCACAGAAACUUGGAAAAUCCUGCUCUGCUUGUCUAUCCCAGGCACCUCAGAUUCUUUGCUUUCUACAGAGCUUCUGGAAUGGAAAAUACAUCACCGCCAACAUCAACCUCGGCACUAGUCGCUCUGGUAUCGAUAUAAACACGGUUUUGGGAAGCAUCCAUACCUUUGAUCCGGAAGCCUCGUGCGAUGAUUCGACUUUUCAACCUUGCUCAGCCAGGGCUCUGGCAAACCAUAAAGAGUAUGUCGAUGCGUUUCGUUCGAUCUAUAAAAUCAAUGCCGGCAUUCCCGAGGGCUCAGCCGCCAAUGUCGGCCGUUACCCAGAAGAUGUCUACCAAGGGGGUAAUCCAUGGUAUCUCGCCCCUCUGGCAACGGCUGAAAUGCUCUACGAUGCCUUAUACCAAUGGAAAAAAAUUGGUACUCUCGAUGUCACCGAGACCUCGCUGGCAUUCUUUAGAGAUUUUGAUCUUUCUGUGAAAACAGGUUCAUACUCGGCUCACAGUCAAUCCUACAAGACUCUCACCUCAGCCAUUCGAACUUAUGCAGACGAUUUCUUACGUCUCGUCCAACACUACACUCCUCCAAACGGAUCAUUGGCUGAGCAAUAUAAUCGGGAUACCGGCAUCCCACUGUCGGCCAAUGAUCUGACUUGGUCUUAUGCUUCCUUCUUAACAGCUGUCCAGCGUCGUGCUUCCAUUGUGCCUCGCUCGUGGGGCGAAAGAUCUGCAAAUAUCGUUCCCACCACCUGCUCAGCAUCUCCUGUGUUGGGGAAUUAUCAGGCCGUCGCUUCUACAUUCCCGACUUCCACUAGGUGUGUUCCCGCGACUAGUGUUGUACCGAUCACAUUUUACUUGACUGAGAACACGUUUUAUGGAGAAAAUGUCUACGUGGCUGGCAAUAUUAGUGCACUCGGCAACUGGAAUACGAGUGAAGGGUUUCCGCUCACAGCAUCCUUAUACACCGAGGCAGACCACUUGUGGUUUGGUAGCGUCGAGUUGGUUUCGGCUGGUACCGUAUUCAAAUAUAAAUACUACAAAAUUGAACCAAACGGCGCGGCUAUUUUUGAGAAAGGUGAGGACAGAAUAUACACUGUUCCUACUGGCUGUCCGAUCCAGCCUAGUCUACACGAUGUGUGGCAGUCUUGA
Molecule: messenger RNA, 1839 nt
Organism: Talaromyces proteolyticus
Lineage: Eukaryota; Fungi; Ascomycota; Eurotiomycetes; Eurotiales; Trichocomaceae
Product: putative glucan 1,4-alpha-glucosidase
Exons: 3
Coding region: 1-1839 (612 amino acids)
Biological process (GO): polysaccharide catabolic process
Cellular component (GO): fungal-type vacuole
Molecular function (GO): starch binding; glucan 1,4-alpha-glucosidase activity
Source: RefSeq, a predicted model, not a curated record